AUGCACAGCGCUAUCUUAUCUACCCCUUCGACUGCCUCUUCAACAUCCUCCAAAGUUUCUCCAGCUUUUGAUGAAAUCCUUCAAAUUCCAGUGGUCAAGACCGGAAAAUCUACAAAUACUAUGCCUUCUCUACCUAAAGCUAUCACCGGUGAAAAAUUUCGAGAAAUUCUUAUUGAGAGACAGAAAAGAAAAGAUGAUGAACAAAAAGCAAAAGAGGCCAGAAAGAAACAGAGAGAGGAAAAGAAGAAAGCUAAGGAGGACGAAAAACUCAGGAAACAGAAGGAACGAGAAGAGAAAAAACUGUUACGAAAACAAAAACAAAAAAGAAGUAGCAAAAAGGUGGCAAAAACCGAGGGAAUGGUGAAAUUUCAGAGAGUGACUUUGUUCUACCGAUUUUAUGACUCUUUGUCCUGUGACUUUCCGUCCCGUCUACCGUAUUAUUAG
This is a messenger RNA of Ostrea edulis (European flat oyster), 444 nucleotides long. RefSeq lists its product as uncharacterized. Lineage: Eukaryota; Metazoa; Mollusca; Bivalvia; Ostreida; Ostreidae. The record is from RefSeq and is a predicted model, not a curated record. Bases 1 to 444 code for a protein of 147 amino acids. The transcript has a single exon.